CUCGCAUAGGCUCGCAUGUUGCCCGAAGCCCUGCUCAUCCAUCACCAGCGGACAUCCCUAUCUCGCCUUCUUCGCAGGUCUGGCCCACCAACCACUUAGCGGACUCUGACAUAGCCAUCGCCGUUCACUACCGCGUCGACCUCGACGUCCCCAUCAGCUGUGCUAACCUCAGGUGUGCACCGACUCGGAACACCCACAGCUCUGGAUAUGUCUGGCACCAAACGCGAUAGUCUUUUCCCUGCGGGCUCUAUUGGUCGCUCGCAAGGACCUCAGUUCCAGCGAUCGGCCUCACCAACGCCCUCUCUCACUCGUGAACCUUUGACGGCCCAUCCACUUCUCUCUCCUACUCCAUCAACUUCUCAAGUAAACACCGUUCCUGCCACGACUUCUGAAACUACGCAUCUUUCCGCGACUCCUCGAUAUGUUCCAUACACUCCGAGGCAUCGAACGGCUGCUGCAACGACGGGGACAACCCUGCAAUCCUCCCAGCCCGUGGCGCCACAACAGCAGGGAGGAGGGGCCACGAAUAAGUUGCAGCUCAUGAACCUCAAAGCAAGUGCCCAGUCUAUAGGACUUGAUACUGGGAGUAUUGGUUGGGAGAUGCUAGAGAAACUCGUAGGAGAACACGACCAUACCCCGGAAUGGAAUGAUAUCUGGUCAGCGCUGACUACAGGAAAGGGAACACUGUUGCUACCUCUUGAGCAGGCCACACAUGGAAAUAUCACUCCCGAUUUCAUGAAGGACCACAUUGUACUAUGCGACGGAGACUCAAGGGAUAACGCCUCCAUAGUCACUCUCUCGGGUCUCAGAGGUACCCUCACAGAUACCACCUUAAUUUUACGGUCAUCCAUUCAACCGGGGUCCUCAAUAUUUGAAAGUCUUCUAACGCCUACCAAUCGUGCUUCCGCACUCGCGUCACUUCCACCAUUACCUCUUGUCUCGUCCUCGCCACUUUCUCAGACGUAUCCAACCUUCGCGUUGGAAUCUCACACAUUUACGCUGUCUUUGCCUCCACAUGCUGCAUCCAAACCGCCACUCCCACCCCGGCCAUCCCAACGUCCAGGAACUUCACCUGCCGGCUCUCGUCUCUCCAGCUCAUUCGCCUCCCUCUUUGGGAAACCAUCCCCAUCUACAACCACAUCCCCACUGCCGUCUGUAACACAACCCGAAGCGGAACAUGCCGUCGAAGUAUCCGCUUUUUCUAUCGACCGACGCAUCAUCCGGAAAGACGUGAACAAGACCGUCAAUAAGGCCAUCAAAGCCGAAUUGAAGGAGGCGCUCUCGAUGUCGGGCGUACCCUCCUGGGCCAUCGAUCACGUACAUGAGUUCACAGCAGGCUUAUAUCCGUUCGUUAAGGGCCCUCAGCAUGGGAAGGGGUCGUUCACGACGAAUGGAGGUUCGCCCACAACUCCAUCUUAUGUCAUCGACCCUCCCAAAGAGACGUCGGAGGAGCUGUCACAGCAGUUCCAGGACCUUUAUUCCGGGUUGGAGGAAGAAAUGCGGACUGUUAAGAGCCCCAUAACCGCGAAACCCAGGACGUCGACGUUCUCGGACGCGGAAGCAGAGAAAGAGAAGGAGAAGGAUUCGGUACGCCAUACUGCAGAGGAUGACAGGGCAAAGGAAAUCUUGGAAGCUAUAGAGAGGGUUGUCUGUUCGCUAUUCUAUGAUAGGCUAUAUCUACAACCGUCCUCGGACGACGCGUCUCAUGACAAGGCCCUUUCUGGCCGCAUUACCGCACUCAACAAACUUGACCUUGGAUUAGAACACCUCGGAGUCGAUGUGGGCAAGUCUGGUCCGGAUGUCGAUAUCCUCCUCGCGAGCUGUGGCGAAACUUUAUCCCAGCUCGACCAGUCCGCAUGUCGGUGCCCUGCCGAUAAAGCGGCGAUUCUUGUGGCAGCACACAAGAUCUUGGUCGAUGGACUUUCUCGUCUACCACCUAUACGCCUGAAGUCUGAGGCUGAACUUGAAAACCAGUCCACUCCGGGCACGACCACUGCAGGCACCCCUCCUCCCAAGGAAGAGGAUGAUACACGACCAGAGAAGCCCACAAUUGAGAUGCCAACAGAAACCUCAGUUUUCCUCACACCGGAUGGUGAAACACCACCGCCAAUCGUUGUCUCUCCCGAUACGGACCUUCCAUUUGAGCUACCAUCCGUGACCCCGUUGAGCGACGUACCUACAGAUCCUCUGACGCCACCACCCCGCGUUUCUUCGCUUCCUCCCCCUCGUGCGACAUCACCGCGACUGGUCGUAUCACCGCCACCUACCCCUACCCCAGUUUCUGGUGAUCUCAUCCUGCCGCUCAUGAUUUACGCCGUCGUGCGGGCGAAUCCCCAGCACCUCGUGUCGCAUCUUUUGUUCACCCAACGUUUCCGCAACCAGAGUUUCGGUGGCGAAGAGAGCUACUGUUUGGUCAACUUGAUGGCCGUGGCGGAUUUCCUGGAGAACGUGGACCUGAAAGCCCUUGGACUCGGCGACAGCGAAAAGAAUGUCACGAGUACCGCCAAUCUGACGCCUAUACCUGUCGCGCAAGCUGCUCUGUCCCCACACUCCCCGACUUUGCCCCAAGGCGUCCCAUCGCGCCUCCGUGGCCGUGUCGAACAACAAGUAGACGCCAUCGCCGGCUCCGCGAAUAAGGUGAUAUCAGGCGUCGUAGACUCGUCUUUUGGGGUGUUGCGAUCAUUCCUUCCCGGAACGCCAGACGGCCAACAGCAACAGAACCUGGACUCGGAUGCUGCAUCGUGGAAUGCUGUGAGACCUGCGUUUGGUCUGCUCAGGAGGGAAAGCGGAUUCUCGAUCGCGAGCCUUGCGGCGUCGUUACCCGGAAGGGAAAGGGCAAAGUCGACGACUUCGGCGGUGGGGAUGCCUGUGGAGGAGGGUGGACAGAUGAUGAUUGAGGUUUCAUCGCGGCCUGGAUCUAUCAGGUCCGCAUACGUCUCAGAUGAAGGCGAAAGCGAGGAGGGGAGCGAAGAGGAGGAGGAGGAUGGCGAAGAGGAAGAAGAGGACGAGGAGGACGAGGUGGCUGGUGGACAUGAUACGAGGAGUAUCAGGAGCUUCGAGAGCAUGAUGGCGAAGAGCGGGAAGAGACGACGCCAUGCCAAGAAACGGAAGACGCUUUCGGAUCGCCUGGCGAGUAUGCCUGGGUUGUCUAAGUUUGCCACACAGCCAGCAGUGGGCUCGCCGCCACCCUCAAGGCGCUCUUCACUUCUGCCAGUACCAAAUGCUGUAGCGAAUAGGUUCGAUACACCCGAUUCGUCACGAGUAGCCUCGCCUACGCCGAUGCGCAUUGCGCCGCCUCACAAGCGGUUCAUGGAGUGCUCUGUGGAUGAUCUUAGGGUAUCGGAGGUCGGAGACCUAUUGAUGGAGUACAGGCGACUGGCCGAGGGAUUGAAAGCCAUAGGCGGCUUCGAUGAAACAUGAUAAUUGCACUGGUGCCCGCGGUCGAAUUAUACAACCGUAUAUUGAUCGAAUUAUAUUGGAGUUUAUCUAGACUUACUGUACUCAUUAUACAACGACAGAACACAUUGAUCUUUCCUGUUACUGAUAUGGCCAUUGUCAAGCGCCACAACGAC
Molecule: messenger RNA, 3572 nt
Organism: Stereum hirsutum FP-91666 SS1
Lineage: Eukaryota; Fungi; Basidiomycota; Agaricomycetes; Russulales; Stereaceae
Exons: 8
Coding region: 208-3420 (1070 amino acids)
Biological process (GO): vesicle-mediated transport
Cellular component (GO): cytosol; endocytic vesicle
Molecular function (GO): small GTPase binding; guanyl-nucleotide exchange factor activity
Source: RefSeq, a predicted model, not a curated record